Seminavis robusta is the source of this 804-nucleotide messenger RNA. The record is from the annotation of a GenBank genome assembly. Lineage: Eukaryota; Bacillariophyta; Bacillariophyceae; Naviculales; Naviculaceae.
AUGUCGUCCGAAAAGGCCCGCGACAAGAUCCCUGCGGCAAUCAAGAGGCCCACCAAGAAAAAGCCCAAGGAUAAACCCAAGAGGCCGUUGUCAGCCUACAACUACUUCUUUAAAGAGGAACGUCAAAAGAUCCUGAAGUAUGUCUUGGCGGAAGAUCCCUCCGUUGUGGAGAACGACCCCAACAGCGAUGACUACAUUGACGAUGCCAUGUUCAAGCGCCUCAAAAAAGAGGGCAACAAGGUUUCAUUCGAUGAAAUGGGCAAAAUCAUCGGUGCCCGUUGGAAAAACAUUGACCCCGACCGUCUAGCCAAAUAUUCCGAAUUGGCCAGUGAAGAUGCCGAAAGGUACAAGAAGGAAAUGAAAUCCUACAACAGUCGCCAAGAAGCCAAGAUGCGUUCCGAAGCCGUCAAACCGCCGUCAUCGACUGCGUAUUCCCACGGCGGUUCGCCGGGGCGAGGUGCCAGCCGUCCCGAAAUGGCGGCUCCCGCAGGUCCCCACGGCAUGGACCCCAGGGCAGCGCAUGGCUACGACAUGCAGUCGGCCUUUGGCAACCCCGCCAUGGCCGGAGGUUACGGGUACGGGAUGGAUGCCUAUGGCUACGGGAUGGGAGCUUCCAUGUACGGAUAUGCUGGGUAUCCUCCAAUGGCAGGAAGUCCGGAGCAAAUGUACGCACAGGGUGGCAUGUACCCGCAGCAAAUGUACGGUCAAUACCAGCAGAUGCCGCCGGGUUACGACCAGGGAUACGGCUACCCGGUGGACCAGUACGGGCAGCCGUAUCCUCCUCAGGGGUACGGUGCUCCCUAA